AUGGAAAGAGUUGUCGCACAUGUGCGAGAGAAGUGGAAUGAUCCAGUGGUCAAUGCGCCUCGGAUAUUUGCAACUUUCUGGAGUUUUGUUAUGAUGGGAGCAAAUGAUGCGGCUUAUGGUGCUCUGAUACCCUACCUCGAAACGUAUUAUAAGCUCAGCUAUACUGUUAUCUCGCUGGUCUUUUUAUCGCCGCUCGUAGGGUAUGUAGCAGCGGCAUUAUCUAAUAAUGCCAUUCAUAUGCAUCUCGGCCAACGAGGUAUCGCAGCUCUUAGCCCUGGCUUCCAUCUUCUAGCAUAUAUUAUCAACUCAAACCACCCGCCAUACCCUGUCCUUGUGGUCUCUUUUAUCUUUGCUGGACUGGGCAACGGACUGGCAGAUGCCGCAUGGAAUGCGUGGAUUGGAAACCUCGCUAAUGCAAAUGAAGUGCUCGGGCUCCUCCAUGGGUUCUAUGGGUUGGGUGCGGUGUUAAGCCCUCUUGUCGCUACUUCUCUAAUCACCAAGGCGGCUUGGCCAUGGUAUACAUUCUAUUACUUCAUGAUAGGGGGCACUGUGAUUGAGUUGGUCUUUUCAGUGGUCGCCUUUUGGUCUGCGAACAAACACGAUUUUCGAAAGCGAGUUAAUCAAACUCAUCUGGAGGAAACCCCACAGCAAAGAAAAGCUAAUAACAUGAAAGAGGCACUCUUUGCCCAACCGGCUGCGCGGGUUACUUGGCUCUGCGCUACGUUUCUCUUGGGAUAUGCUGGUAUAGAGGUUGCCCUAGGGGGCUGGAUUGUGACGUUCAUGAUACGGGUGCGUCAUGGCGGUGCAUUUGCCAGUGGUAUGACUGCUACAGGCUUCUGGAUAGGCAUUACUGUAGGCCGAGUAGUGCUGGGGUUCGUCACGCCAAGGAUUGGAGAAAAGUUUGCCAUUAUAAUAUACUUGGUCCUAGCCAUGGUGUUUGAGCUUAUAUUCUGGCUGGUCCCUCAAUUCUACGUAUCGGCCGUGGCGAUCGCUCUACAGGGGUUUUUUCUCGGUCCUCUUUUCCCGGCUGCUGUGGUUGCUGCGACCAAGCUACUUCCAAAGCACCUCCACGUAACUUCAAUCGGAUUUGCGUCCGCGCUGGGUAGCGCAGGUGCAGCAGUUUUCCCAUUUGCAGUUGGGGCUAUUGCUCAGGUCAAGGGAGUCCAGGUAUUGCAGCCUUUUGCUCUGGCCUUGCUAAUCGCAGUGUUAGGGACAUGGCUCCUGGUGCCACGCAUGCCAAAGAGCAAUGAGUAA
Messenger RNA from Talaromyces proteolyticus, 1254 nucleotides. RefSeq names its product putative MFS transporter. Gene Ontology annotation, molecular function: transmembrane transporter activity. Gene Ontology annotation, cellular component: membrane. Gene Ontology annotation, biological process: transmembrane transport. NCBI's taxonomy places the organism in Eukaryota, Fungi, Ascomycota, Eurotiomycetes, Eurotiales, Trichocomaceae. The coding region runs from base 1 to 1254 and encodes 417 amino acids. The transcript has 5 exons. The record is from RefSeq and is a predicted model, not a curated record.